AAAAAGAGCUCAGACAUUACAAUGGAUACUUUCUAUCAGUGCAGUCUUGAGCUGUUGACCUGAGCUACCUUGUUGGAAUAGAGAUUGUAGCAUUCCUCAUGCACAGGAGAGCAGCACUUGAAGUGGGGUUUUUUUUUUUAAAAGGAGCAGUAUAUUUAAAAGCUGGCAUAACUUUAUUAUCAUUCCAGAUGUCAUUAAGUACAGUUAUAGCUCUUAAACCAACAAUUUUAUAAACUGUAACAUGGAUUUUCUAGGUCUUCUCUUAUUUAAAUGUUAAAUGCACAAAAAUUACAUUUGGAAAAACAUUGGGAAACAUUUAAGUGAAAAAUUUCAAGUAAAGCACCUAAGGAGUUGGAAGCUUUCAAAGCAUUUGCUGUUAAUGGGAGUUUUUAAUGAACAAGGACACAACAGGUAUAGAAUAGGUUAAUGGCACACACUUUUUUUUUUUUUAUCUCUGCACUGUUUUCCCUAAAGAGCUCUGGAAGGAAUGUGAUUUUAACAUUGGAGGGACUUUGGCACAAACCGGUUUGACCACUUUGUGGAUUGUAUUUCACAGUGGAAACUCAGAUUGUAUCAAGGAAAGCCCUACUUCCUACCUAUUGUGAGGGUGCACCUGUCUGUUGGUUUUCCCUUCACACUGAAGAGAUCUGCAAAAGAAGAAUAUGAAAUCAACAGCAAAAAUAUGGUUCCUGCUUAUCAUAAUUAUGUGCUUUAAUCAUAUAUGUGCCAUGGUAUGCCCGAAUGGACAGUUUGCUCUCAGCAGCCAGUGUGUGGAUUGCCAUUCGAGCUGUGAAGAAUGCAGUGGUUAUGAGCCUUAUGAAUGCAUUGAGUGUGGCAUAGAUCAAGAUGGAAUAGAGCGGUUUCUCCACCGCAGUCGCUGUAAGAUACAUUGUCCCAGAGGUUUCUACAAGGAGUAUGACACCUACACUUGUGAAACAUGCCCAAUAAACUGUGAGCUAUGCACUGACUCCAAUAACUGCCAGAAAUGCAAGAUCAACUACAGGUUGCUAAAUGGGGCAUGUUAUUUAACUCAGUGCCUGCCAGGGCAAGUAGAAGAUCCCGAGACAGGAGAAUGCCUUGACUGUGAAUCUGGCUGCAAAACCUGCACAGUAGAUGAUCCCGAAAUUUGCAUCAGCUGCUUAGAGGGCUAUUUUCUUUAUCGUCAUCAGUGUCGCAAACACUGCCCCCAAAAAACAUAUGAGGAUAUGAGCAGAAAACUGUGUUUUGCAUGUCCAUCAGGAUGCAUUGAUUGUAAGAAUGAUACACAUUGCUUCUCCUGCCAAGCUGGAUACUACUUACAUGGAAAUGUGUGUUUGCCUAAAUGUCCUGAUGGCACAUUUCAGGACUCUAAAAUAUGGCAAUGUGAAGAAUGCCAUGGAUCCUGCAGGUCCUGCCAUGGUCCAUCAGCAACAGAUUGUGACUUAUGUCCUGACCAGAAGAAACCAAUUUAUGGAAUGUGCCAUAUUCUAGCCUGUUCUGAUGGUCAUUAUUUUAAUGUUCCGGAUGGCAAAUGCUACAAAUGUCAUUCAUCUUGUCAAAGUUGCUUUGGUCCAGAGGAGUUGAACUGCUUGUCCUGUUACACUGGUCACUUCUUGAGCGAAAAAAACAAGUGUCAUGUGAACUGCCCGGAGGGAUUCUUUGGGGACUUGAGCAGCAAAACAUGUGUAAAAUGUUCUGCAACCUGUGAAAUCUGUAGAGGUUACAGUGAUGACUGCUUAAAAUGUAAGGGAGAUGAUGAGCACAGGUUAUUUCUCCAUAAAGGAAAUUGCCUUCCCAACUGCCCAGAAGGCUACUUUGAGAAUGCGGCUGGCUCAUGUGAAGCAUGUGACACAUCCUGCUGGGCUUGUGAUGAGAAUAAAAUGAAAUGCUUGUCAUGCGUGGAAGGCUUAUACCUUGAAAGCAGCAAGUGUAAGCCUAAUUGCUCUUUGAAGUAUUUUCCAGAUGAUGAUGGCAUCUGUAAACGCUGCCCGGCCCACUGCAAUUUCUGUAAGGAUGAAAACACCUGCUUGGAGUGCAGUUACUUGUAUUUUCUCUUCAAUGGCACCUGCAAGGCCACUUGCCCUGAUGGCUACUAUGAGGAUCUGGAUGCCGUAAGGUGCAUUCCCUGUCACUUUAGCUGCCAGACAUGCUCAGGAACAUCUGAAGAUGACUGCGAAACCUGCCUGGACUCUACCCAUAAAUUGUACCAAGGACGGUGUCUAACAGAUUGCACAGUUGGAACCUUCUUUAAUUCUGCCAUCAGUGAAUGUCAAGAUUGCCAUAAAACUUGCUCCAAGUGUUCUGGUCCCGAGCCAACAGACUGCAUCCAGUGCCAAAACAGCCUUUCAAUGGACCCAGAAAGUGGCAUGUGUGGGGUAGAAGGUGAUGCAAACUGCCCUCCGAAGACCUUCCUUCAAAAUGAUCUAUUCACAUGCAGCUCUUGUGAUCGCACAUGCAAAUCCUGCAAUGGACCAUCUCCCAAGCACUGUCUUACAUGCACUGUGCCUUUUUACUUACACAAAACCACCUGUGUUAGUCAGUGCCCCCCAGGUACUUACAACACAACUGAAGAAGCAGAUGGCAUGAAACUUGGCUUCUGUUCUCAGUGCCACCAAGUAUGUACAACGUGCCACGGAGGCUCUGCUAAGGAUUGUGACAUGUGUUCUUCUGGAUACUACAAACUUCUCCAUCUCUGCAUCCUGCACUGUCCCCCAGGGUAUUACAAAGAAAAUAACCAAUGUGAAAAGUGUGAUCCCCAUUGUCAGCUCUGUGGUGGACCUGGCUUGAAUGGCUGUCUAGCUUGUCCUUCCAAUACACUGCAGAUAGAAGGCACCACACACUGUGUAAAGCAGUGCCCUGAAAGGUUUUACUCAUACAAGGAUAGGUGCAGAAAAUGUCAUCCUAGCUGCAGAACAUGCAAUGAUUCAUCAGUUCAAGGUUGUCUGACUUGUGACAGAGGAAGUGACUUCAAAGCAGGAAUCUGCUAUCCCCGGUGUGAGGAGCAACGUUACCUUGACAGCGAUGGAGUUUGCCAGCUCUGUGAUGCCUCGUGCAGACACUGCUCUGGCCCCAGAGCCAAUCACUGCAUAUCCUGCAAGACGAACACUGCUUGGUCCCCCACGGAAAUGAAAUGCAUUAAAUGUUGUGAUUCUGAAAUGAACCAAGACGACUGCUGUUUUUGUGAUGUAAACUCAGUUCUGUGCAUAAGGCAUCUACAGGCUGAAGCAGAAGAAGAGUCCUUGAAGAACCUGAAUAACAAACUGCCUCACGUCAUCUCUCAUUAUGCUGCUAUAGCACCAGUUCUUGUUUUCUCUAUAGGGAUGGGGGCAGUUUUUGUAUUUUGUAUGAGACGUGCCAAAGCAAAGAGGAAACUCUGCUGGGAACACAGCUAUGAAAGGCUAGGAGGAAGCUUACAUGAUGCCACCUUUUAUGACUAUGAAGAUGAAAGAAUGGGUCUCAGAAAAGCCACUGGGGCAGAAGAAGACAGUUUAGAUGAAAGUGAUGUCAUAUAUAGCACCCAAGAUGGCACUGUGUAUAAAAAGUUUAGUUUUAAACCAAGCAGAGCAGGCAAAGAUAUGGAACAUGAUCAGGCAUGUAUAUAGGCAAAGUGCUAAUCUCUAUAUCUAGGGAGGAGGAUGUGACUCACGAGUUACUCAGUUCUACAGUGUGGGAUAUCCUGCUUCACAUUCAGAUCCUUUGUGCUUUGGCCGAGUGACUUUAUAUUCUGGUGCCCCAGUACAUUUAGUGCACCUAAAGAUGCCUGCUGUGACUGUGCUCAAGCACUGUUAGAUUUAUGCAUUUUUUUUCAUUUAUUUCUGUAGGUAAAAUGGUGCUCUGCAGAUGUACAGGGUUAUAUAUUACUGCAUAUUGCCUAAACAUAAUAUGUACAAUAUAAUGUAUACAUUCAGGUGAUGGGCACAGUAUGAGUUGAGUAUACUAUUUAGAAGGAAGAUAUUUUUGAAUUGCAGGUUGAAUAUUGUGCCAAAACACUGGCAAGGUCUCACAUAAUAUUUGUAUAGAGAGGGUUCAAUUGCUGACUGGCAAUCUAAAACACAAUUCAUUUCUACAGUCUAAAGAGAAUGGAGAAGUACAUUUUAUAAUGUAAUGCUCUGCAUUAAGGCAGACUCAUCAAUGAUGUACUAGCCAAAAACUCUCCAAAAGUUAAAAAGCAACAUCAUCACUCUGAAAAGAGAGGCUCCUAUGUUUUCCAAAUGAUAAUAAAAGGAAGAGUACAGGUGUCCAUUUUAAAUUAAAUAAUACAGGUUGGAAUAGGAAACAUUUCCCAAAAAUUCUAUAAGUCUCUAGCAAUGAGCCAGUGCUUUAAUCAAAGUGGCAAAACACUGACACAAGGAUAAACAAAUAGAAGAUUUCAUACAUUAUAAUGACAUAUUUAUACCAGAAGCACACAUGGAAAAAUACAGCUAGAAAAACCAAGUGAAAUAUGAAGCUUUUCAGUUUAUUUUGCCUCAUCUUUUGAAGAAAUAAGGGGUCAUUAAUGACUGCAAGUGCAUUUGCUGUCAUGAGUUUGCUGCAGUCAUAGAACAGAAAGAGCCAUUCUUUAAAGUUAUUUGUAUCCAAAGCUGCUCCUUGUUCUUCUCCAUAGUUGCACUCGGCACCUCUUUUUUCCCCAUGCCUCCUUUUAUGAAUUUAGCACAAAUGCAUCCAUUGAUGCAGGGGCAGUAGCUUCAGGGCUCCCACUGUGGCCUCCACCAAUAGAUGCAGCAAAUUGUGCCUAAAGUAUCACACACAUGUCACUUCGGAAGUUCUGCUAUCUGUACUCAGUUGCAUCUAAUUCCCGUUGAGACAUACAGUGCAAAAUUCCGGUGCAAAUUUAGACACAGUUUGCACAUUGCACUUGUGGGUCAUAAAUGAGCCCUGAAAUCUAUUUAUUAAGCUGAUCUAUUCAAAUGUGGAAUAAGCAUAGAGUAGUAGUUCUACAAGUUAAGGGUGAAGACACACAGAGCUACUAGUAGCAGCUACUUGUCACGGCUACUAAAAUAGACGAUGCUGAUCAAUUUACUGAUAAUUGUCUCUGUGUGUUUUAGCAGAGGCAAUUCUCAGUAUUGUCUAUGGCAGGGUAUUUUCUGGCGUUAAGUAGCUGUGACAAGUAACUGCUACUAGUAACUCUGUGUGUCUCCACCCUAAUAGGUACUCAUUGGAAGAACAGAAUACUAUCAGACAACUGAAAUGUGGAGCAGGUGAUGGGAAAAUGUGAAUGGUUGCACAGUUAAUAGAUGUCCAUUGCCAGGGGUCACUUAAUAAAUAUGUCAAUAAAUCCAAUAAUGCUGUGG
Molecule: messenger RNA, 5270 nt
Organism: Xenopus tropicalis (tropical clawed frog)
Lineage: Eukaryota; Metazoa; Chordata; Amphibia; Anura; Pipidae
Gene: pcsk5l
Product: proprotein convertase subtilisin/kexin type 5 like
Exons: 16
Coding region: 663-3581 (972 amino acids)
Cellular component (GO): extracellular region
Source: RefSeq, a predicted model, not a curated record